AUGUCAAUCCCUGCUACAGCUAUAGCACCACUAAAACUCUCGCGUCUCUUCACGCCCACCUACGCGUCGCUCAUCAAUUCCCAGCUCGUCUUCCCAGCCUUGUCUCUCGUCGUCAAGCCGAAUGAGCUGCACUCUGCGUUAGCUCGCCCACUGCAUGUGUUGAGAUAUGAACCUGAGAGAUCUGGCUAUUACCUGGGUGCGAGUCUGGCGUAUGGAAUCAUCAACGGGCAUCCGUUUAUGGACGGUAACAAACGCACUGCAUUCUUCCUCUACAAUGCAUACCUUCGAGCCCAGUCGCUGCCUGGUCUUACGGACCAAAUAGCCAUCGAUGACCACGAAAACCUCACGAAGCUGGCGGACAAGUUCAUCCAGGCCACGUGCGGAAAAUUGGACGUCGAAGGACUGGCAGCAGACGAUUCGAGGUCAGUAGAUUCAUUAAAUAUUAAGGACUGCCUCGCAGUUUCGCAGCUACUCGCUAGUCACUGA
Messenger RNA from Stereum hirsutum FP-91666 SS1, 486 nucleotides. RefSeq lists its product as uncharacterized. NCBI's taxonomy places the organism in Eukaryota, Fungi, Basidiomycota, Agaricomycetes, Russulales, Stereaceae. Gene Ontology annotation, molecular function: kinase activity. The transcript is spliced from 3 exons. Bases 1 to 486 code for a protein of 161 amino acids. The record is from RefSeq and is a predicted model, not a curated record.